This is a messenger RNA of Oppia nitens, 1530 nucleotides long. Its product is annotated as 5'-AMP-activated serine/threonine-protein kinase catalytic subunit alpha-like. NCBI's taxonomy places the organism in Eukaryota, Metazoa, Arthropoda, Arachnida, Sarcoptiformes, Oppiidae. The record is from RefSeq and is a predicted model, not a curated record. The coding region runs from base 1 to 1530 and encodes 509 amino acids. The transcript has 2 exons.
AUGGCAAACAAUCGUUUCAUUAAGUUAUCGAUAAAAACAUUGAAACCAGAAGUGCAUGACUUCUGGUUUCAAAUGUCAUUAAAGGUUAAGACAAUUAAAGAUUUGAAAUCAGAAAUCAGCGCUCAUUUGGCUAAAUAUUAUAGACUUGUUAUCGCUAGCUAUCAAUUGGAUCUCUUCACAAAUGGUGGUCAACUAAAUGAUUAUUUAUCGUCUGAGAUCUUCACAACUCAUAAAGACAUUGAAAUCAGACGCAAACUAAGCGUCGGUUUAACAAAGACUGAAGAAAUUAAAAUAAUACAAUUGGACGACGAAGUGGACACUAAUUCAAGUCAUCAACUGAUCGUUAAACAAGAAAUAUCUACUGAAGUGAUUGUAAAAAAUCCAAUCAAUUUAAGUCAGAUAUUUACCACAAGUAAUGAAAUGAUUGAAUCAGAUGAUAGCAAUGAUGUAUUCGGAGUCAGUCAACAAAAUAAAGUUUUAGAUGACAGCAAACCAUUGAUGACUAAUAAUUAUAUCGUCAGAUCACAAGAAUUGGUAAACAAUUAUUUGGAUGACAUAUCAGAUAAUGAGUUAGAAAUCAAUAAUUUGAAUGACAAUCGACUUGUGGUGGAAAAUGUCGACAACUCUAAGGUCAGUGAAGACAAUAACUCAUUUUAUCACAAGAAUAAUGAAAUCAUUCAAUUGGAUAACGAAAUGGACACUAAUGUCAGUCAAGAAGUGUUUACUAACGACAAUACAAACAGAAGUGAUAAUAAUAAUCAACAAAACAAUAGUGAAGUUAAUCUCAAUAAUGAACUUACGGAUGACAAUCAAACUGUUUCAUCGAUGACUUCUUAUAUGAACAGAUCAGAUGAGUUAGAAAACAAUGAUUUGAAUGACAAUCGAGUUGUUAUUGAAAAUCUCGACAACUCUAUGGUUAGCAGUAAUGGUAACUCAGAUUAUCUCAAGAAUAAUGGAGAAACAAUUCGUUUGGAGGAACAGACAUAUAAUUCAGAUAUUUGCGGAACAAUUGGUGAUAAAGAAGUCGUGAUAAAUAUUGACGACAGUUCUGAAGAUAGUGAUUAUGAAAAUAGUGGUCAAUCGUCUAAUAAGUAUAAUGAAAAAGAAGAUAAUGGAUCCAAUGAUAUAGAGUUUAUUGGUAUCUAUUGUCCAAUAAAAAUGCAAUAUCUUAACCCUAGUGACCAAUUUAUUGUCCAACAAUAUUAUCGGAGAAAGAAAUCCUAUAAAUGUCAAGUAUGUGACCAAACAUUUGGUCGCAAUUGUCAAUUACAAAGACAUAUCAACUUUGUUCACAAACAACUUCAAUGUCCUUAUUAUGGAUGUAAUGCCAGAUUCAGUACAAAAUAUUGGCUAACAAGACAUCAAAAAUUAGUUCAUAAAAACAACAAACUUAUAAAAAGACAACUUUUGAUUUGCGGUCAGAAAUGUUGUGGCAAAAAAUUUUAUCAAAUAAAUACUUAUGCAUUGCAUCAGCAAUUGGUCCACAAAGACAUUGGAUUCUCAUGCGUACAAACACAAACACAAUACUAA